GCUGCAAGCCAGGUCCUGGCGCCUGGAAGGCGGAAGCGCGGCGUGGCGCGAGCAGCUGGGCUGAGGCGCGGAGACCCGGUGGGGCGCGCCACCUCCGCGCUGCCGCCUUGCGCCUCUUCUCCAGCAGGGUGCCGCCGGGCGAAGGGAGAGGGCCCCUCGGAGGCCCGCGGGACGACCAGCCCCGAGCCCGGCGUUACCCGGACCGACCCCCAGGGAACAUGGGCGUUCUCAGGGCCGGGCUGUGCCCGGGCCUCACCCAGGACACAGUCCAGCUUCUGAGGAGCCGCGGGAUCAAGACAGUGGUGGACCUGGUUUCUGCAGACCUGGAGGAUGUAGCCCAGAAGUGUGGCUUGUCUUACAAGGCCCUGGUUGCCCUGAGAAGAGUGCUGCUGGCUCAGUUCUCAGCUUUCCCCUUCAAUGGCGCUGAUCUGUACGAGGAACUAAAGACCUCCACAGCCAUCCUGUCCACUGGCAUCGGAAGCCUAGACAAACUGCUUGAUGCUGGUCUCUACACUGGAGAAGUGACUGAAAUUGUAGGAGGCCCAGGUAGCGGCAAAACCCAGGUAUGUCUUUGUGUGGCUGCAAAUGUGGCCUAUGGCUUGCAGCAGAAUGUUGUAUACGUUGAUUCCAAUGGAGGACUGACAGCCUCCCGCCUCCUCCAGCUGCUUCAGGCUAGAACCCCAGAUGAGGAGGAGCAGGCAGGAGCUCUCCAGAGGAUCCAGGUGGUUCAUGCGUUUGACAUCUUCCAGAUGUUGGAUGUGUUGCAGGACCUCCGAGGCACUAUGUCCCAGCAGGUGAGCAGUGCCUCAGCGACUGUGAAGGUGGUGGUUGUGGACUCGGUCACUGCCGUGGUCUCCCCACUUCUGGGAGGUCAGCAGAGGGAAGGUUUGGCCUUGAUGAUGCAGCUGGCUCGAGAGCUGAAGACCCUGGCCCGGGACGUUGGCGUGGCGGUAAUGGUGACCAAUCACAUGACCCGAGACAGGGACAGUGGGAAGCUCAAACCUGCCCUUGGACGCUCCUGGAGCUUUGUACCCAGCACCCGGAUUCUCCUGGACAUUGAGGAAGGGGCAGGGAUGUCAGGCAGUUGGCGCAGGGCCUAUCUGACCAAAUCUCCCCGUCUGCCAACAGGUUUCCAGGAGAUGGUAGACAUUGGAACCUGGGGGACUCCAGAGCAGAGCCCCACGUCACAGGGAGAUCAGAUGUGACUGUUCUACUGAUUGGGAAAGGGAGGGCCAUCAUGGGCCCCCCAACUCUGUGCACAGUAACACCUGCUGUUCACUGCCAUCCAGCGCUUGGGAUUCCAGUCGAAGCUCUUGGGCUGGACAGAAGAGGCAUCUCUGUUUCUGCAGCCUCUCUUUCUGUGGAAACAGAGCUACAGGCGAGAGAGGUGCUGUGGUGGAAGGACCCAGAAAUCCAUGCCGGUGCCAAGUUUUCUUCCUUGUUUCUAUCAUGUAUGUUUCCAGUGGGAGCUGAGUUCACCCUGGCUUAGGGCAUUUCUGAAGAGGCAUGCUAGUAACUGAGCAGAACCCUGUGUGUCAUCGUUGUGCCUGCACUCCAUCCUUACACAGUGAUUGAGCCAUGAAGCCUCCGGCUUGCCCCCGCUUCUCUCUGUUUUGUUUGUUUUUGUUUGGGGGUUUUUGGCCUCUGUUUUUCCAUCCAUAAGAUGGAGCUCCCCUAGCUUUGUCUCUGAGGUACUAGGUGGAAGUGCCCUUGUAAAUGCAAAACCUUUAUCUAUGUCAUGUUCUGAAAAAUACAAAGACGAAAUUCCCUGAGCCCCAAAGCCACCUAAUUUCCCCCCAGAAGGUUGUUUUUCAGUUUCCCCUAGUGAGGUUCCAAAGAACGGUUAUUCCUUUUUUCCCUCUUGCCGAUUUGGUUUCACACACCUGCAUGCAUCACCAUGACUAGGUGAGAUUGUGAACUCCCUGCAGUCCCAGGGAUAUAAUCUAACAGGAAGGGAGGAUGUGACCACAGUGAAUCCAGCUACUUGUUUAUUAUGCACGGUGCCUUGCAGGGCCCCUCUACAGUAUAGAGUAGCCAAAGGUGCUGAACCAUGGCCUUGCCCAUAAACAGACAGAGGAGAAUUUGCACAGUAAAUACAGCCAGCUGGGAAAAUUGAUGCUGGCGUAAAUAAUACAUGGCAAAUCUAGUCCUUUAUGCAGAAAUUCAUUGCCAGUGGCUCCGAGAUGCAAUAUAAUUACCCUUCUCUUCCUGCCAGCUGUACCACAGCCUGGUGCCCUAGUGUAUGAAAUAACCCUCCUGUCUGUUAUUGGCACUGUGGCCAUCCAUCUGAGGGCUGUAGCCAUGGCUGGGGGGGGGGGGGGCAGGGGGUGGUGAGGAGGACACCAGGGAAAGAAUAAUAAAAGGCAAAGUAGAGAAAUGAUCAGAAUUGUUUACUGACUACAUUUUUUAAAGGAAGGUCGCCUUUCUUGGUUAGAGAGCCUGUCAUGUAAUUAAUUAGUUGUGUCUUGGCUGCAAGAAAAGGGGGGUCAGAGUUACAGGGGGAAGCUAGGACAUUAAGAUGAUGAACGUAGCCGAGGCAGAAGCAGGAAGCGUGGAGGACCGGGAACGAGCAGCACGCUGGCUCCGGGGUAUCUGCCUGAAUGAAGACAGGGUUGGUGAGCCUAAGAUGAGGGGGAGCCCGGCACUGCUGCUUGCAGAGAGGACCCUGGGAGAAAUUAAUGUUCGGUAUCCUCACACCAUGAGGGGCUGGCGCAUUUCUGCAACCAUAGCAGGGAAAAAUACGUUAAGCUAGGAGUUGCAGAUCCCUGCCGCUCCUGACAUUUGGGCAUUUUGAGCCCACAGAGGUAAUUUCUGCACAGCGGUCUCCCCAAUCACUCAAGGGUUUUUUUUUUUAUGGAACUCAGGAGUCCAGGUAGUCACGACCAACCAGAGAGGGAAACUGAGGCCCAAAGAGGAGGAGUGAUGGUCCCAUGGCAGAACAGGAGCGGGCACCCAGGACCCCAGAGACCUUUGGGUCUCCUUGUUACCUUUAGUUUCCCAUCUGCAUACUUCUCUUCCCCUGGACAAUUCACUGCAACUCAGCCAUCACCCAGGUGGCCUCACUGGCCACGGGAAGCUGCCCCAUUCACUGCUGCUCCAGACCACCUUGUGACAUUCCUGCAGGAUCCUGCCUCCCCAACCCCCAAGCUUGCUUCCUCCCUGGAUCUUGCUCUCAGACCAGGGCUUCACCUCACCCUGCGUGCUGCCACUGCACACUCCAUUCUGGGCAGACUGCAUGGUGCGUUGGCCUAGCAGGCUUCGGGCCGGGCUGGCUCUUUUGCCCAAGUGCCUUUUGCUCCCUUUGCUUAUGUGUCUGCUGUGUCAGGUGCACACUCACCCUGACAUCCUCCCUUUUUUAUGCAGCAAGUAUUGUCUAGAUAGACAUCAUAACCCCUCUCUGCCUCUCUUUCUGUUCACUUGUCUGCCCACGAGCUCAAGAUCCAUUUUAAGAGCCCCCAUGUCAAUUUUCCUUUUGUUCUCUCUGCAGUCUGGGAGCUCAGUAAUGGUUAACUAUAUGAAUGGGUGGGCUCUAAUGCAUUUUAAAGAUGGCAAAUGAGGAACGCAGGGAUGUUUUUCUCUAGAUCUAGAUAGUCAUUGAUUCCCCAGAGUAGCUUUUUAUAGAGCUUUCUAUGGAGGAUUCUUGUAUGUCCUGGGUUUGAUAUUAAAA
Messenger RNA from Acinonyx jubatus (cheetah), 3667 nucleotides. RefSeq names its product RAD51 paralog D (gene RAD51D). The transcript is spliced from 10 exons. The record is from RefSeq and is a predicted model, not a curated record. Gene Ontology annotation, molecular function: ATP binding; four-way junction DNA binding; ATP hydrolysis activity. NCBI's taxonomy places the organism in Eukaryota, Metazoa, Chordata, Mammalia, Carnivora, Felidae. Gene Ontology annotation, biological process: telomere maintenance; DNA strand invasion; reciprocal meiotic recombination. Gene Ontology annotation, cellular component: replication fork; Rad51B-Rad51C-Rad51D-XRCC2 complex; centrosome. The coding region runs from base 219 to 1205 and encodes 328 amino acids.